Molecule: messenger RNA, 513 nt
Organism: Orussus abietinus
Lineage: Eukaryota; Metazoa; Arthropoda; Insecta; Hymenoptera; Orussidae
Exons: 3
Coding region: 1-513 (170 amino acids)
Source: RefSeq, a predicted model, not a curated record
AUGGCGAAGAUCCUCUGCACGAUCUGGGCACUGAUGCUGCACAGCUUUGGCGUGUCGAUUUUCCAGACUUGUUUCGCCGAUGCUACCGAGGACGAGUACGGAAAAUCAUUGCUCACAGGACCCCCUGAAACGGCUUUUUUAUUUGCGUCCGGAGUUUACGUUCUAGUAGCCCGGUCGACCAUUUUCCCGCCCUCUUUUCGAAAGCCACCUGCAGCGUUGCUGUGCUUCUAUGAGUUUCUGGCGACUGCAUUCAUUUUGGAGUUCGCAAUGGCUUGCAUUUGGGUUCCUAUCGACGUCCUUUUGCUCACGACGUUGCCCAAGCACCUUUGCCAUGCAUUGGAUAGUUUGGAGAUGAAAGAUACAGCUGAGUGGAUCCAAUCAGACAGAAGUCCUAUUAUAUUGCUGAGUUACGUCAUAUCCGUCUCAUUUUUUCUUCUUGUCCUCUACGUCACAAGGUCCCUGGAUUUUUCCGUAUUAACGUCAGUAAAAUUUACUAAUCAUCCUAGACUAUAA